Molecule: messenger RNA, 8831 nt
Organism: Rana temporaria (common frog)
Lineage: Eukaryota; Metazoa; Chordata; Amphibia; Anura; Ranidae
Gene: MTF2
Product: metal response element binding transcription factor 2
Exons: 15
Coding region: 228-1994 (588 amino acids)
Biological process (GO): regulation of DNA-templated transcription; chromatin organization
Cellular component (GO): nucleus
Molecular function (GO): DNA binding; chromatin binding
Source: RefSeq, a predicted model, not a curated record
UACGGAUGCGCACGGAGGGUUGGCGAGGACUGUUUUGUAUUUGCUCCCACAAUGCAUUGUGCGCUCCGCGGGAAACCAAAAUGGCGAAGGUGUGUAACCGAACCGGGCCGUUAGCUGGGUCUGUGUAGAGCGGAGCCAUCACCCUUCACGUCCCGCCGACUGAGCCGCUGAAAGCGCCGACUCGUGUUUUCGCUGUGGGGGGCGCUCUGCACCACUGAAGUGACCGAAUGAGAGACGCAACUGCUGCAGGCAAGUCACUGGUCCUUAAAAGAUCCCCUUUCCGGCAGAGUAAGAAGGCCUCAGAGUCCUUGACAAAAUCAUCUAUUCGGCAUGGACAGAAACCCAAGAGACAAGUUUGUAAAUUUGAAGAAGGACAAGAUGUCCUAGCAAGAUGGUCAGAUGGAUUGUUUUAUCUUGGAACUAUCAAAAAGAUAGAUAACAUUCAGCAGAGCUGUUUUAUUCUAUUUGAAGACAGCUCUAAGUCGUGGGUACUUUGGAAGGACAUACAAACGGGAGCCUCUGAAAGUGGUGAAAUGGUUUGUUCAAUAUGCCAGGAGGAGUAUUCUGAAGCCCCAAAUGAGAUAGUUAUUUGUGACAAGUGUGGCCAAGGAUAUCACCAACUGUGCCACACACCAAAGAUUGACUCCACUGUGAUUGAUAGUGAUGAGAAAUGGUUAUGCCGGCAGUGUGUAUUUGCCACUACAACAAAGAGGGGAGGAGCGUUGAAAAAAGGACCCAAUGCUAAAGCCCUACAGGUCAUGAAGCAAUCUCUGCCAUACAAUUUGGAUGAGUUAGAAUGGGAUGUAGGUCACAAGACCAAUGUACAGCAAUGCUACUGCUACUGUGGAGGCCCAGGAGAAUGGUACCUAAAGAUGCUUCAGUGCUGCAAAUGCAAGCAGUGGUUUCAUGAGGCCUGUGUGCAAUGCUUGCAGAAACCUAUGCUUUUUGGUGACAGAUUUUAUACAUUUAUUUGUUCUGUCUGCAAUUCUGGACCGGAAUACCUCAAACGUCUAUCUUUGCGCUGGGUAGACAUAGCACACCUCUGCCUAUACAAUCUAAGUGUUAUUCAUAAAAAGAAGUACUUUGAUUCAGAACUUGAACUCAUCACUUAUAUAAAUGACAACUGGGAUCUGUUGCAUCCUGGUGAGCUGGCAGACACGCCCAAAGCAGAAAAAUAUGAACGGAUCUUGGAUGCACUAAAUGAAAAUAAGACCAUGUUUAUGUCUGGAAAAGAAAUCAAGAAAAAGAAACAUUUGUUUGGUCUCAGAAUUCGGGUCCCUCCUGUUCCUCCAAAUGCUGCUGUGAAACUGGAGAAAGAAGAGAGCACAUCCCAUGAAUUCAAGAUUAAAGGCAGGAAGUCCUCAAAGCUUCAUCCGGUUACAAAAGAGGAAAAUAUUGGAGAAGUCAAGAAGAGGAAGCCAGUAGGUCGUCCACCAGGUUCACAUAGACGAAAGAUCUUACAAAAUCACUCUCUUGAUUCUUCAUCGAAAAUGGAAACGGGUUCGGUGUUGGAGAAGGUCACAACAUUGGAGUCAUCUGAUAUAAAAGAAGCGGAGGUCACCACUAUCCCUGGUAGUACUGAUGUGGAGUCCAAUGGUGCUGCAAGUUCAAAGGAAACUACCUCAACCACCCUUUCCAGUCCUCAGUCAGACUUGAGACGAGUGACACGCACAGGGAGGUCGUGGUCUACCAUACCGCCGCCCAGGAAAAGGGGUCGCCAUCCACGGAAAGCUCUCCAGGUUCACAAUUCAGAGAUGGGAAGAAACGAUGAAAGCAAGGAGGAUUCUCAGCUUGCUGCUGUCAACACAGAUAUAGUUAAAAAUGUCACAGAUCAUGACUUUCAGCUCCACCAUUUGAAGAAUUCCAUUACUAACUACUUUGGUGCUGCUGGGAGGAUAGCAUGCGGGGAAAAGUACCGCGUAUUGGCUCGUCGAGUCACACUUGAUGGAAAGGUUCAAUAUCUUGUGGAGUGGGAUGGAGCUACGGCCUCUUGACCACUGUGCUGGACAGCUACUUGUUCUUCAUAUUCAGGUUCCUUGAAGUGAAAAUAAGUUAUUUUUGUUCACCCUGUUCACUGCCAAAGUGCCUGCAAUACUUAUGGUAGCAAAUAGGUGCUGGCAUAGAGAAAAUAAAGGGUUUUAUUUUUCAUACAAUACAAGCUUUUCCCAGUGAUCAUAAAAGAAGACAUUGCUUUAACCAAAUAUCUGCAGUAGUGCACAUUUCUGACAAUGGUAUGACCUAACAGUAUUUGUAACCAAGCAUUAACGUUUUAGCGAAAUAAGUUUUUUAUGUUUAUCCCCUUUGCUGCAAGGGAACUCUGCACUGUCAAGUUGCUGCUCUAAAGAGAAAAAUAAAAUCUAAAUAGGAAGUGGACCCUAAGCUUUAGACACGUCUGCAUAGUACAAUUAAGUCUGUACGUCCCUGCUCUGUAAUACUGUUAUUCUUGCGUGUUUACAUUUUUGUUGGUGGAUUUGGUGUGGCCAAGGAAUACCAUUCUAGCAGACUGCAUAAGAUGCCCUACUGCAUAUGUAUUUGACAAUGCUAGUCUUGGUCCGUGUGGAAUGAGGGGGUGGAUCUCUAAUUGUUGCUUUAUGGAGGGGUCUUAAGCCAGGGGUUCACUUCCGGAAGAAACAAAACAAACUUCUAAAUACUUUAUUAUCUCCAGACCCCUGUUAAUUGAAUUUAAAGAUUGAACGGAUUACCUACUGAAAAGUAUGUGCUUGGCUAUUGUCUUUUGUGGAAGCAGAUGGUUUAUUAAUGGCUGUCUCAACAAAGUACAUGUAGCUCUAAUUUUAAUUGGUUGAAUUUUGAGGACAUGAGCUUGAUUGUAUUGAAAUGUAGCUCCUGUUUUUCUAGUAGUUUGGAAAAACAGUAAUUUGUCUAAUUUUAACCAGUAUCUAUGCAUGGGUGGAAAACAGUACUUCUGACAGCCUGGUAAUACUCAAAGUAUUUUCUACUGCCAAAAAAGCCAGUAAUCCUGCAUUCCAGUAUUCUUUCCUAUUGAAUAGUCUUCUCUUAUUUGCCACAUUCUGGUAUACAAGCUCUUACCUCCACCUGAAGGAUAAAAGCCUUGCUUGUAUUGUUUUGUACUGUACUGCCUGUCAGCAGCAUAGGGUGUAAAUGGCGUAAAAAUUUAAGGAAAAGUGGACCUUUGUCCUACUGUACCAAUCCGUUUAUUGUUCAUUUUGAGAAACUAGAAUAAGGGAUCUAGUAAGUCACUAUCUGCAACAGCUGCUCAAAGGGAGCCUGGAACGUAAUGCAAAAGUACGUACCAUAAUGCUCUGUUCUCAGCACUUGUCAGUAACAGCGUACCUAUGCUUGUAGCUCUUUUUUUAACCCUUGUGUUUACUUGCUGGCAUUUUCUAUGUAAAUGUGCCUUUUGCAUAGAUCGUGUUGGCUAUACUCUGUUCAGUCAUUGGGAAUGAAACGUGACUUAAUAAAAAUACUGUAGCAAAUGGAGUGCUCGUGUGAAAGACCCUAAGAAACCUGCAGGCUGAUAAGAAACGUUGGGCCUAUUACAGAAUUACUUUUCGUUAAACUGGUAGCCAGUGGGUUUAGGUUAUGUCUCUCACCUCAUUUUGUGAGCAAUUUUUUUGUUGGUAUUCAUGCAAACAUGACCUCUGCCAAGCUCCAUUUUAUCUUGAAAGUAGUAAUAAAGCCCAAAACCUAUUUUUGAAUUAAACACGUUUAGCUAAAUACCAUCCCAUGCCUGUAGCAGUCAUAUGCAUGUGGAGAAAUUUAAAAAGUCAGGAUCUAUGUGGAUGAGCUCGUCAUUCACCUCAUGUUAUUGAGGUCGGUGAAGAGUAUGGACAGUCACAGCAUGGUCUUAUUUGAGUCCCAGUGAAAAACAUAUCAUACAAUUUUAGGUUUUCUGGUUUACCUUAUUAGUAAUAUAUCCAGAUUCUGAAAACCGAAAGUAAAUCGUUGUCAUAUUUAGACAUCUAAAUGUCUCUACCGUUACAUUAUGGGAGAAAAUAUUUAGAUCGGAUUUCAUUAAAGUGUGUCACUGGUGCUAUACCUCACUUUACCCUCGUGUACUCUACUUUGGCCAGCACUAUUGCCUUUUUAGCAGUGUAUUUAAGAAGUCUUUAUCUUUUGUUAAAUGUACCUGUGUAGGUAGAUAGCCUUGUGGUGGUGUUUGUGGGUUUUUGUUUUUUAUUUCUUUACAAAUAUGAUCUAUGCAAUAAUUUUACUUUUUAAUAUAUGAGGGCAGUUGAAUUACAGUUAUGAAAAUGUGUCAAAAUAUUUGUAGUAUUUAACACUUUUUUAUUUUUAUUUUUUCAUCCCUGCCUUUCAGCUUUUUUAUUUUUUUUUUUUUAAAGGCCCAAGUCAUAUUUGCAGGACUCUUGUAUACAGACAGCUAAUCUCUUUCAACAUAAAAAGGGGUGUCUUUCCACCUCCUAGGAAACCCAGGUGUGGUGCACUGUGACUGUACUUCUAUACUCUUCUGUACUCUUCUGUACACCAGUGUGUAGAAGUAUAGCAUGUGGGCAUAUGCAAAAAAUAACUUUUUUUUUUUGCCAAGGUAAAAUAGAAUUUCUUCUAUUUUUGCAUGCUCCUGGACACUAUACUUUAACUAUAGUACCAGUGUAUAACGGAGUACAGCAGCACACAGUCAAUCGUGUCUAUGGGAGACGACACUUGGGCUUCCCAGGCCGGAAAAAGCACCAACUCUUACCUUGAACAGGUUCAGCUGCCCCUGCGCAAGAAGCGAAAUUGGCCACCCUUUUCCUCCUCCCAUCCUUAGAAAUUCAUGGUGCUAAUUAAAAAAAUAAAAAAUGCACCCUCCACAACUAAACAAAGGUGGGGUUUGGUUGGUAUGAGUGACAUCAGUAGUGUUCUCUUGUAUUUCAGUACUGGCAUUAGCACCCUACAGUGUUGAAGUUUUUUUUUUUUUUUUUUUUUUUCUGGCCUUGAGGAAAUGCUUGUUGGAUGACUGAUUUUAAAGUAUAUCGCCCAAAAAUAUGAAUGUAAUAUAUUGUAGCUGAUCACUUUUUAGGUGUGGUGGUUGCAGUGUAGGCAUCUUAGGCUGUUGUCCUGAUUGGAUUACAAGCAUUCUCCUUUUUCUCCAUUACAUAGGGGAGGGUGGUGGCACAGCAUAUACUGUGGAAGCUGUUAACAUGGUUUUAGAUAACUUUAGAGUGCACAUGAAGUUACAAGGACACUGGAAUUCUGGCAAGAUCAACAGAUAUUUUUAUGUAUUUGUAGAAAAUGUGCAUAUCCUGAAAAAUAAAUUAAUGCAGCCACUACGUCUAAGGAACUGAACUCUAUGUAUGAUUUUUAUAGCAUAGUUCUAUCCAGCUCCAACCAGUGUAAGUAUGCAUAUGCCAUACAUGUGGGUUAUCACUGUAGUAGUUUUGUUACUUCAGUAAAAAUAGGGUAAAGCAUGAUUCAGAGCUAAAAAUAUACCGGUACUUCCUACCACUCACCUCAACAAAUGCAACAUUUUGCAUUCAUUUGUUGGGGGUAGGGAGUAUUUUUAUUUAGUGCUGCACCAUUCUUUACUAUUUUUUUUUGAUUUGUUGUGAACUGCUAAGAAUUGGGAAACUUUCAUACAGAAGUCGGUCUACUACAUUGAUCAGCACCAUAUUCUUGGUCUCAUGAUGGGUGCCAUUCACAGUACGGCAUUAUUUUUUUUCGAUGAAUGCAAGGCAUUCUCUGAUUGCACUAAGAUCAUGUCACUGCCCUGCUUCUCUAUCUCGUUGAAACAGAAUGCCUUGCAUUUAAUGAUAAUUGUAACUAUGCCAUAAAGUCCAUUCCUGUAAUUCUGCUUUAAAGCACAUUUGCAGUCAAAUUUGAGAAAACCCUAGUAUGUGUUUGUGUUCCCAUUCACACACAGCAUACCUAAAAAUUAAAAAAUAUCUUCCCUUUCUUUUUUUUUUUUUUUUGUGAAGGUGACUAAUUCUAACCAUUUCUGAAGAGACUCCGCAGACAGCGGUUUCUAAAUUUGCUAGUUUAAUUUCUGCUAUGUUUAAUGAGAGCAUGUAACAAGUAUAAGGCAUGUGUUAUCCCAAUUUGACUACAAAAGUGACCCUGUCAACAAAUGGUUACUUUAUAAGUAGACCAGCCCUGUAAAAGAAGCCCAUCUAUAACUACUUUUCCAGUGGCCUCUACAAACAGUUCAAAGGGGCUUGAUCAUGUCAGUGCUGGCAUAUGUGGGUAAUGCAUAGUAGGAAGACUCCUAGGUUUGACAUAUGUGCCGACAAUAAAAACUGCUGAGAAGGAACUGGUAUUUGACCAACCUGGAGGGGUUAAAUACAGUAUUGCAAAAGCUGGGAAGCAGUGAAGUGGCUGUGUUUCAAGAAAGGUUAGUACAGAUGGGCUUCUUUUAUUAUUGCCCCCUAUGGUGACAGGGUCACAUUUUUGCAAACCAUGUUAAUAGAUUGCAUAAGUUUGAAUCCACCCAAAUACUUUUUUUGGUAAGACUUCACUUACUGAAGUUGGAACUCCUGAUCUGGUACUUUUCCCAGGUUAAAGGAUAAAGUUCGCCUUUGGAACAUGUUGCAUGUUCCAUUAUCUGUAGCCUCUCAAACCCCCCCCCCCCCCCCAUGACAGUGGGCCAGGGAUCCUUUCCCUGCACUCGCUUUCACAAUUUGAAAACGGGGCAGCUGUUGUAGUUUUAGCUUUCUGUGAAUGAAUGCCUAUUAAGUUCUGUUAGCCAAUGCAGCUGACAACUUCUAAAUAAACUAUGAGGGCGCUAGUGAGCGCUUGUGUAGUCUUUAAUCUUCCUGGUCUCAGGUGACUACCUGCCUAUAUGAGGCAUGAGUUGACGGCUUUGCUGAUAUUCUGAAGGAGCCUGAGAUUGCGCCUGCAGGCUCCUUCGAAAAAAAACAAAUGCAAUUUGUUUUUACCUGGAAAAAUUAGCAUUUCAUUAUUAUACUUUAUUUUUUAUUUUUUUUGCAGUGAAUGUAUCCUUUUAACUAAAAGUACUGAAGCCAUUGCAUCCAUAUAUAAUGGCUAGACACAAUUUUCAGGAUUUGGUUGGUUUGGCAAUGGCAACCUACAUAUUUAAGUAUGUUUCCUUUAAAUCAAGGGUAACAUUGGUAGACUUUGCAUCUAAAAUCUUUGAGAAAACACGCGUCUCAGACAAUGAAUAGUAUAUUUUGUUUUUCACUAACUAUUUCUUUUCUAAUGCUAAAGCUUAGCCAUAUGUUUCAGCCUGCUUGCACAUUCUCCUUUGGGGUUUACCAACAGAGGGUCUAUGUGACUGCAUACAAGUUACAUGGUACAGGGAGACCCUCGCACUUUGUUGGUAAAGCUGUAGAAAAACAUUGUGAGGUUGUAUAGUGUGGCUGUGCUCCAAUUGGCUUUAAUGGACAAAGUGCACUUAUCCUUUUUGCCCUGACCUAGGCUGGCCAUACAUUAUACAAUUUCUGGUUUGAUUUCCUUUAGUUUUACCUUCAACUAUGUAAUGCAAGGGCCUGCCUGAUUGCACGCAAACAAAAGUGUUUAGGUUUACCCUCAUAUCUUAUGGUUUUUUGUAAAUCCAAGGAAAAAUUGUACAAGAAAAUUGUAUAAUUUAUGGCCAGUCUAAAACUUGCAUACCCUUCCCCUGCAUACUUGCCUUGGGCCAAUGGCCUUUGCCUCCAGAGAAUGAUUACAUCUUGGCCUCGCCUGACCAUUCGUCUUAUAGACAGUCUCUGGCCUCAAGAUACAGCUCCAUAGAAGUCUAUGGGGCUAUAAUACACAUGUACAGGCAGUAGAGUGUUGGUCGAGCACUGCAAUACUCAAACACAGAAAGCCUUGGCUAUCCCCUCAAGGAAAGUAUGCAUCUGUUGGCGGGAGAAGGGGGUGCAGGGUCUGUUUUUAGGUCUGGACAAAAUGGAGAAGGGCACUUGCCCUUUAAAUUUACCAGAAGCACUAUGUCCAACAAGUGGAUUUGUAACAACUUGUUGCUAGAGAAAACAGAUUUGCACCCAAUGAAAUUAAGCUGUUACCGAAUGAUUUAAUGUUGAAGCUAGGUGGAAAAUUCUAGUAUCUCUUGUCCAAAGCAGCUUCUGCUGAUCAUGGCACACCAGCAGAUUGUGGCUGGCCAACUUCAGUAGCUGCUUUCUGCAGUCUGCUAGAGAUCGCAAAGCAAAUCAGAUUUGUAACUGGUGCAGAUCUACUUCUAAGUUGCUAUUGUAAAGAAACCCCCACAGACACUUUCAACUGUGCUCAGUAAAACACACGUGCAAUGUGUUCCUGGGAUUAAUGUUUGGGGGACGUUUAUUGAUCCCUGAUGCCCUGUUCACACUUGAGUGAUGUUACAUCUUCACUUUUUUUUGUUCUUAUUUGGUUGUGGCACCAUUAAUUUUUAAAUGGGUCUGCCUCCGCUCCAAAAAAAGUGCCAAAGAAGCUCAUGUACCAAAUUUGGGCAUUGAGCCAGACACUUUUAUAGUUGCUUGUUUUGCUUCGACUUUCUUGCGUUUUUGUCAUGACAAUCGCAGCAAAAUUGCACUACGGUUGAGGUGCCAUUAAGACAUGGUGGCACCACAAGAGCUUUGCACGUUUUUGUUGCAAUUCUUCUUGAGGUUCCAAUACACUCAGGUGUGAACAAAUCUAAAAACAGUCAGGAGGGAGGCGCAACCUCAGCUAUACUUAAAUUGCAUUGAGCACAGCUGAUAAAGUUGAGCUGGGGCAGGCGAUCAUAUGCCACAAUACAUCUGUGAUAGCUUAUCUCUCAAGUAUAGUCCAUUUUAUUAAUUUUUGAGCAACUUGCAGGUUCAAAUUGACGGGACAAAAAAAUAAAGGUGUAAAAAAUACUUUAGUAAACCAUUGUAAAUUGUUGUACAGAAUACCAUUUAAUUUUUUUGUAGCAAAAUAAAAUUUUUAGAAUUGCAGAAAUGCCA